AUGCAGACGACCGCGCGCAGUUCUGUCCCGUCCGACUCGGCCGUCGGGUCUUCUGCUCUGCCUGUGUUUCCUCCGCUGCCUCCAGUGCCUCCGAGGGGCGCGAGCAGUCCGUCUCUGCGAGGGCCAUCCGAGACAAAGAAGACGAAGAACGCGGUCAUGCAGCUGCCGAUACGGCCACACACUGAGACGCGCGCGACAGGGACUCAGGUGACAGCCGCCAACUCGCUCGACGUCGUCGUCGUCGAAGCCACUCGCAGCUGCAGUUGCCUCUUCUCGAGGAUGCGGUCAAGAAGCCACUGCAGGAAACAGCGGCAGGUCUCGGGACGCGUGCCGAUUGCACGACAGAGAAAGGCGCAGCUGUGCUUUUGGACGUGGAAGACGCAGGAAGUGACGUUGGUCGCCACUGUGUGCGCCGACGUCCAUUGUCGCGUGCAUUGCCUCGCGCUGGAGCGCUCUAUCUGGAGCGUCACGCCAGAGGAGCUGACGGCAUUGGCAGCGGAAAGUUACGGGAAAGCAGAGUCGGCGACGUUCGCGAAAAGACGGGCGCACGCCUUGACGAGCAAGUGCACUCCGGAGGAGUGCGAGUUGCAGCGAGCGGUGCAGAGAAUGAAGGAGAUGGCGGUUGAGCGGCCGACACGCACGUUGAAGAAGUACUACGGGCUACCACACAUCCCUCUGCGUGGUCCGCUGUCCGAGCAGAAAGCAGAGGCAGCGGAAGAGAAGGCGAAUGCGAUCAUGCAUCGAAAUGAUACGGAGGCAGACAAGAAGUCAGAGAACGCGCUAAACUAUGGCCAAAUCUUUGGUCUCUCGGCCACAACGCCUACAUUUUAUCCACGACAAGCCGCAGACUCGAGCGAUCUCAUUCAGAUGUUGAAGUCUUCGCUUACGAAAAAGGUGGCGCCGCACAUGGACUGGUGGCCGGGGGACUGGAAGUGCACGAAUUGCGAGGAUCUGUUCUCACCACUCGUCUGUCCAUCCAAGGCAACCACGUACUAUUUCGUUACCUUGUUUGUUCUAAUGCACGAUGAGCUGACUGCCCAUUUCCUCGAGACAUAG
Messenger RNA from Hyaloperonospora brassicae, 1056 nucleotides. NCBI's taxonomy places the organism in Eukaryota, Oomycota, Peronosporomycetes, Peronosporales, Peronosporaceae. The record is from the annotation of a GenBank genome assembly.